Cimex lectularius (bed bug) is the source of this 858-nucleotide messenger RNA. RefSeq lists its product as uncharacterized. Lineage: Eukaryota; Metazoa; Arthropoda; Insecta; Hemiptera; Cimicidae. The transcript is spliced from 2 exons. Bases 173 to 727 code for a protein of 184 amino acids. Gene Ontology annotation, molecular function: metal ion binding. The record is from RefSeq and is a predicted model, not a curated record.
AUCCUCCCCCGCUUGUCCAAGCCCUUCCUGUUGUUUUUAUUUUUGUUUUCUCCCGGGGAAAAGAAACUCCGCAGCGAAAUUUCUACCGGAUCCGCCGAGUUUCGCCUGUGCAGAAUUAUAGUCCAGGGGUUUUUUGGUUUUUUUGAAGAAAAUGCCGACCGGGUUGUAAAGGAUGGCGUCUUUGGUGGCUGAUUAUGGAGAAUCCAGUCAAGAGUCGAGCCACAGCGAUGAUUCCGACACUGAGACGGAAAAUUUCAAAGAAUGCGCUGAUUCCGAAGAAUCGACAGCCCGGCUGCCCCCACCAGCUUUUUCUGACAAAAUAAAGAACUCCGUAUUUGUCAACCCUUUCCUAGAAGCCGAAAUAGCGCAGUAUGCCGUCCUGGAAAAGCAUGUCAAAAUGGUGCCCCAAAAAGAUGAAAAGAUGACGAAAAAGGUCUGCUACAUGUUCAAGAAAGGGAACUGCCGAUUCGGGAAGAAAUGCAAAUUUGCUCAUAAUGUUGAUAACGGUCAGGCAGCUGUUACGCAGGAGCAUAAAGACAACAGUAACCACAACAACCACAACCAAGGGUUCAUAGAUGAAAACCAAGACCUGAGUAGGUCCAAGGACAGCGACGAUGAGGACGAGCCUCAGAAAAAGAAAAAACGCCUUGGCCUCACUAGAGGACUUAUACCAAGCAAAAAAGUUAUGAAUUUGUACAAACAGCAAAAAGAAAAAUGUGGGAAAUGAAUUUAUUGUGAUAAAUGUGAACUGUAUCAUAUUCAAAUUUUAUCAAAUUAACUUAUUUCAUUUUAUACUAAGCUAUUACAACUAUGUAAAAUCAGAAACAAAUUUUUAUCGUGGUUUAUAUUUAAAUACGU